AUGAAUUCCCACACAAACUAAUAGCAGUAGAAUUAGUAAUAAAAUACCAUAUAAGGUUCUUCAAAAGAUUUUUAAGGAGAAAGUAUGCAUUCUAAUUAACAAAACAAGCAAGAUCCGUACGACUACUAAGUAGAUCUAGGCUCUAUCGGAGGUAUGUAAGCACAAAGAAGCAGAGCUAAUGGACAGAGUGAAAAUUACAAUGUGCAUGUUCAAGGCGACAACAAUAACUAUUAGAGUUCAAUGAUGGAAAACAAAAAAGAUGAAUUGAAAAGUAAACAAUUAAUAAUGGUCGAUAGAAAUGUAGCUCAUAAGCGCAGGUCCAUUGAAAACAAGGAUGCAAUUAUGGCGGGCAGCAGACCACGAGAACUAGUCAGUAGCGUUGAAUUUUCCACUCAGAAUAGACAGCUUAUCCAAGGUGCUAAAUCUGCAAUGUCAAAUUAUGGCUCAACCACUACAGCAACUUAAGGUUAAACCGCUACAAACGCUUAGAAUGUUAUAAAUAACCAAAAUAUCAAAUAGAUCAAUAAAAAUGCUAAAGUUGAGCGAGACCCAGUUAUGGAGCAAAGCUAGCAGUAAUUUCAGCCAGGAAAGCAACGAUCUUUGGCUAAAUCUCAGUCUCAGAACAAACUGAUGCUAGUUUCAUAAGAAGCACUGAUGAAUAAGAAUAAUAUGAUGAUGCAGUACCAAGAUAUUAUUUAUUCACAAGCAGAAGGAGGCAGCAAUGGCUAGCAUCAAGCUCAAGAUAAAAACUCAUUCUACAAGGAUCCGGUGACUGGAUAAAACAACAAUUAGAUUCAAGAUUUGCUAUACAAGCAGCAUAUGCAGUACAGCGCAACAGGUGCAAUGCAAGGAGCAUAGAAAGGCUGGAGACUUAAGAUAAUUAAUCACAAUUCUUUGCUGUCUAAAAUGACAAGCAAUACAGACUGCACUCUUUGCAAUAAAACAGUGGCUGGUGGAAUGAUAUCACUGAGUGUGCUUCCUAAUCAGUGCUCAGCAUUGUAUUGCUCGAAGGAUGAUCAUCAUGGGAUGCUAAUUUAAAAUCACUUGAGCAAGAAGUACAGCAGCAAUCGCGAGUACUAUAAUUUGAAGAUUGUAAAUGAUCUGAUAUACAACGAGAACACUCACAUCGUGUCGAUUUUCAAAGAUUACCUGAUUCUGGAUGACAUCAACGAAUUCUUGAAGAGAUCCUACUCCUAGUCUGAGACUAAGGGCAGACUACCCAAACUAUGCUGCUUCUAUGAGAAGUAUUCGCAGGUGUUUCCAAACUACGUGGUGCUGCCAGAGUCUAAAUAUAUGUUCAAGAACAUUCAAAGGAAGCAGAAACUGAUUGAUGAGCAAUACCAGCUGCAAGAGGAGCUUGCUAAGAAGCAGCAUCAGACUUUACUCGAUGAGGACAAGCUCUUUGACACUAAGUUUUAUAAUAGCUACUACAGCAAUAUGGGUGAUCUCAGUAUGAGCAAGAAGCAGUAUGAGGAUCAGGCAAAAUAGAUUUCAGUGUAUGCUGGCAAAAAACAAUCCACUAGAAUAGAUCAAAUGAAGAUAGAGGAAUUAGUUGACAGAUUUCUAAUGAAGGACUCUGAAUCUAAUAUACAGCUACUAACCUCAGUUGCACUUGACUUCUCUGGCUUUACUAAUUCAUUCAUUAAUCCUUCGCAGCAUUCUAUGCAGAGAAUGUCUUAAGAAAAGACUCCAAAUAAAUCAAGUUAAAAGCCUCAAAAUUUAUAACCAAUAAGUCACACUAGAGCAAAUAAUCAGCAAGCUUAGACCUAACUUAAGCAUGGCUCUACUAAGACUUUAGCCUAGACUGGCAGCACUACUAAUUUGAACUCUAAUGCUAACAAUGCAAAUACAGGAGGCAAGAAAUCACUUGAGAGUUCCAAGAAGAUUCAACCGCAAUCAAGCACUGGCAACCUUCUGACUUAAAACCCUAACAGCUAACAACCAACCAAAAAGCAAAAGAAUUCUUUCAAUAACAACUAGUAAACUGCCAAUCAAUAACAGCAAAAAGGAGCAAUGCCUAAAUUAGACUCCCUUAAAAUCAACUAAAUGCCUGCGACUAACUAAGACUCUAAUAAAAAUACCCCUAGGAUCCAGAAAGCUAAUGCCAUUGCCAACAAUAUUCUAAGCAAUCAAGAUUUCAAUUCGCAAAAACCAGUCAUUCAAACCUCGCCUGGCACUAAGGAGGCAAUUGAUAAUUAUUUGCACAAUUGUAAUCUAGACAUGCAAGAAGAGUUGCUGCUCAGGUCAGGACAAAAGAUGCAAAUUGAUCCGCACUUUCAAACGUAAAAGCUCAAUGUAGGGCCUUUACUCUCUCCAUCAAACUAAAAUGCAAACAACUUGCUUGAAAGCCCCUAACUCAAAUCCCCUAACGGCUUAAACAACAUCAACAAGAAUAUUAACUAAGCUGGCUCUUCAAGCUCACUACUAGCCAAUCAAUAACAUUUUCAGCACAGUCUGAACACUAAUAACAACAGACAAGCAAUGAAGUCGCAAUGCAUUAUUCCUACUAUGCAGUAAAUUACAAGCAUGAAAAAGACCACUAGAUUAUCCAAUGGAAAUGGCAACGGGGGAAACAGUAGCAGUAAUAUACAAGCAUCGAGCAUUAAUAACAACUUGAAUCGCCAAGUUAACAACAACAACAACAACAAUAAUAAUAAUCAAAGAAAGAAUAUAUCCCCGAUGCCAGUUGCUAACAAUCCCUAAGUCUAGGGAACUGCAAGUAGAAAUCAAUAAGUGAAUACUAAUUCUACCUAGAAAAGCUAGAAAUCAUAAACUACUCAUACCAAAUAUCUGAGCGGAGGCAAUGAUCAGUACCAGAAGCUACUUGGUCUAAAUCCUCAGACAAACAUUAACAUCCAGUAAAAUUCCUACGCUUCCAACUAUGACACUUUGAAUUCUCAUCUGAUCUAAUCUUCUUCAAAGAAAGCAAACAUCUUGCAUCAGUAAAGAUCCAAACAAGAACUUGCUCAAGAUAUUCCUUAGGGAACUAUUUAUUCUCAGGCUUCUCAUUAAAAGUAGAACCAACCAGCUAUAUUAUAGCAACCAGAUUUCAAUGAUCAUGCUGACAAUGAAGCCGUUACUGGUGAAGAUUGCGAUGACUUUGGUAUUGCUGAUGAGAGAUUUGCAUCACCUGAUGGAGGCAUUGUGUUUCAAACAAUUGACGACAACAUGAAUCCAAUUAUCACUUAGGGCCGCAAAAGUUUGGAAGGAGCUGGAUUUACUGCUGGCAAGCAAACUCAAUAGCAAAUGCUUUUGUUGACUAGUAGCGAGGACAAAUUAUUUUCUCAAAGCAACAACUAUGAUCAAAUUAAGAAGCAUCUCGAGCAGUACAUUACUAUUAAUCCUUAAACUACAUAAGGAAAUCAAGGGCCAUCACUCCCAAGUAAUCAUACUAUGACAUUCGAUGCUUAGUCUUAGAUAAGUAAUUCAAAGAAAUACUCAGCAAAUAAUCUGCAGAGCAUUGAGAAAUACGAUGAAGUUAAGCAAUCAAUCAAUAGUGCAACUAUUUCAUCAGGUAGCUAAGGCAAUUAUCAACAGCAAAAUAGUCAGGAAUAAUCAAGAAACAAUGCCACAGGGUAGAAGCCAUUUGAGUCAAUGAAGCAAAAGAUUAGAGGAGUCUAUGAUGGUGGAAACUAAAACACUGAGCCUCCUUCAGUUUAGAGUGCUAACAAGACUCCGAAUAAAUCCUCAACUCAUUCAAAAAAAUCAACUGCUCAUCUGCACGCUGGGAGCAAUAAUAACAUAGUUAGUGGCUAGUAGAAUAUGGGUAUUUAGAACAACAGAAUGAGCAUCGAAUCAAAUAACUUCCUUAUGAUGGCUUAAAAUGCAAACAAUCAAGGUGGAGUUCCAUUGUCCUCAACAUCUGCAAAUGGAAGACAACUUUCUUUCUCACAGACUUCAUUUACCAAUAAUGCAAAUAACUACAGAAGCAUCACUAAUUUAUAGCAAAGAAAGGGAAGCAAUAUCAACACCAAGGAGCUAUCAAUUGAGAGUAAAAGACUAAGUGGACAGCAUAGAUAAAGUUUUAAAGAUUUAAGUCAGCAAUCUCAACAGUAAGUUCAAACUACCAUCACUGAUUAAAAUAAAAUCAUUAAAAGAAGUGCUACUGGAAAGAACUUGAAUUUACAAGAUGGUAAUGCUCAUUCACAGACAUUCGGCUAGUUCCAAAGUAACUUUGGCUCUGGUAAUCUCAGCAAUCCUACUUUCAUUAGUCAAUAAAACAGCAAUGGAAAGUACUAGACAGCUGUGCAAAGCCAUCAACAAUAGAACUCAGCAAAUUAGUUGAAUGCUCUGACUUAAUAGCAACAGCAGAUUCAGUCAGCAUAAGCAGCUAAUACUGUCAGAGUCAUGACACCUUCUUACUCACUAGCAAGCUUAACUAAACUUAUUUCACCCACCACAACCACUUCUCCUUUGACAAUGACUGUGACAGUUAAUGGUAAUAACUAAGCUAUCAACAGAAAGUAAGUAGUAAGCAAAGGUAAGCAAUCAGCUCUUGGAGUGCACCCAUAGAACUACCAUCCUCACAACCCAGCUCAACAAAGCAACUUAACUUCAUCUCAAUCUUAAAACUUCCUCCUUUCUGAUAAGAAUUCAAAACUAAUAACUUCUUCAACUCUAUCCCAAAAAGGAAUUAUCUCUUCUAAGGCAAGUGUAAAGUCCUCAAACAUGAGAUAAAACAACACUGCCUCGGCUAGCCAGCAUCCCAUUCAGAUAUCCAACACUAUUAGCCAAAAACUAGGCAGACACCAAAUAUCCCAGCAAUAAAACAACCAGUUAAGUCUAUAACAGGUCAGUCAAAGCCAGCAUACGCUUCAGUAAACACCAAGAGGUGCUUAGCUUAAUCCGAUUGGCCAACUAAACUAGUAAAUUGUUGUGAGUCAGUAGCAGCAGAUUUAUGAAAACUCUUAGAACCUUUCAUGCACUGUGUCCACUGAGAACAAUUCAAGUAAGUCUUAUAAGUUUAUUUAUAUAGCUGCGAAAGCGAUAGAAUCCAACAAGCAUCCCAAGUUCAUGAGGACCAUCGAAGAACAUAGCAAUUCAACUACUACUAACUAGGGGCCUACUUACAACACCAUGCUAAGUGCUACUCUUGGAAACCAAAGAACCGGUUAAACUCUUGCCAACUCAAUUAGUCAAGCUUAGCUUGAUACUAAAUCGAAGCAAAAGAUAUAGACAGUGGUAAACAGCAAUCAAGCGUCUAUUAAGAGAGUGAGUGGAAACAGCUAGACUUUGUCUCAAUCAGCGAGUGUUUCUCACUUUAAGUCCCCAAGCACUCAAAUAAACUCCAAGAAACAACUUUAAGGCAGAUAUCUGCACAUGUGA
Messenger RNA from Stylonychia lemnae, 5325 nucleotides. NCBI's taxonomy places the organism in Eukaryota, Ciliophora, Spirotrichea, Sporadotrichida, Oxytrichidae. The record is from the annotation of a GenBank genome assembly.